Messenger RNA from Pecten maximus, 1985 nucleotides. RefSeq names its product UBX domain-containing protein 1-like. The transcript has 11 exons. Bases 406 to 1425 code for a protein of 339 amino acids. The record is from RefSeq and is a predicted model, not a curated record. NCBI's taxonomy places the organism in Eukaryota, Metazoa, Mollusca, Bivalvia, Pectinida, Pectinidae. Gene Ontology annotation, molecular function: protein binding.
AAAACAAUAGGGAUUUCCAUCCGAAAUGGAAAUCCCUAAUUAUGAACGAAGGCAAAACAAAUGCCUCUAUAUCCAUAUCUAAAAUUAUGUUAUUAUAUCAAAUAAUAUAUAAAUCAUGCAUUUUAUCAUCAUUUUCAUCCUACUUAAAAUACAAGUGCCUGCAAUUAACCAGAAAAAUGUUUUAAGAUUAGUUCGCUCAUCAUUCAAGUAGAAGUUCGAAGCUCGUAUCAAAGCGAAAUAUUUGGUAGUGUGCAACCUAGCUGACGAUUGUCUUAUAAUUAUUCCCCUUGUUCUACCUCUUUUAUAUUAAAGGCUUAAAACUCCAAACGUGUAGUCGUGAUUUUACAAAAUCUGAAAGAAGCUGGAAUAACGUUUUGGAACAGAGAUUGUUAUAAUCUGUCAGCUAUGGCAUCUUCAGUCGACGUACAGACGUUAAUGGAGAUGGGUUUUACAAAAAACAACGCGGAAAGGGCACUCGCAAAAACUAGAUACCAGGGAGUACAACUAGCUAUGGAUUGGUUGUUUGCUCAUGAAGAUGAUCCAGAUAUCAAUGAACCCUUUGAAGCACCACAAGGGCACGUACUAGGAGCCACUACUGUUGAUAUACCGCCUGCUCAGACAGAUGGCAGUGGUGAUGUGACUGUGGGAGGUGGAGGAGAGCCUGGAGGAGAGCCUGGAGUAUCGGGGGAGACCGGAGAGGCUCCACAGCAGGCUCAUUCUCUCAAAUGUGAUGAAUGUGGGAAGUUGCUUAAAGGAGAGAUGGAUGCCCAAGCACAUGCAGCCAGAACAAAACAUUCCCAAUUCUCAGAGUCGGUAGAAGAAAUCAAACCAUUAACAGCUGAGGAAAAGGCAGAGCAAAUGAGAAAGUUGCAGGAGAGAAUGAAGAAAAAUAGACUUGAACGGGAAGAAAAAGAAAAACAGGAUGCACUAGCAAGAGAAAUACAGAGGAGACAGUCUGGUAAAAUGAUCAUUAACACCAAGCAGAAGAUUGAGGAGACUGAGCUUAAGAAAAUUGCAGAACAACGACAACGAGAGAAGCGAGAAGAUAUGGAAGCAAGACGGAAAGUAAAAGAGGCAAUAGAACGUGACAAGGCAGAAAGAGCAGCAAAGAAGAACAAACCAGAUGUUUCUAAGACUGCUACAGCUCCACAACCUACACCUGCUGCAUCUGUGGAGAAAAAAUCCUACACUGAUUGUCAGCUUCAGAUUCGACUUCCGGGUGGAGAUACAUUAAACCACACCUUCUCAGCCAAGGAGCCACUGGCAGCAGUACGUUUGUAUAUCCAGAUGAACAAGCCAGAAACUGGAGCUUUCAAUUUACGCCAGAAUUUUCCACCUAAAGUCUAUCAACAAGAGGAUUAUGAAAAACCUUUAGACCAAUUAGGACUAGUACCAAGAGCGAAUCUACUUGUAGUGAAGAAGUGAAUCUGUGAUAUAUAAUGUACCAGUAUGAACCUAUACAUUUCCAUGUCGGCUGCCAUUGAAGAAAUAGUUGAUGCAUUAAGUGCUAGGGACUCCUUCAUUGUGUGGAAGAUGUCCGUCUGUUACUUUCCAUGAAAGAUGUUUUAAAUUUGUAUUACAUUGUACAUGCACAAUGAAUUUCAGCUCGAAAGAUAUUUGUCACAGAUAUACUCUUAGUAGUGCCAAUUGUCUGUACUUUUAUUAUGAUGAAUUCACAACUAUAAUUAACUUACAACAUAAUGAUGCAUUCGUAUAUGCCUGAUAGGUAUGUGUUUAUUGACUGACAACAUAAUGAUGCAUUCGUAUAUGCCUGAUAGGUAUGUGUUUAUUGACUGUUCAGGGAAGAAUCUUCCUUCAUCUGUGUGCAUGUCUCAUGUGUUUUGCUGUGAUUGUAACCAUUGUAUUCAAGUGAAAAUGUUUUAUUUGAUUACAUGUAUUUAUAAAAUGCAUCUUUCUUGAAAGUAAUUGUAUGCCUUACACAUUUCCGAAAUAAUAAAAAAUCUACAGAUUUUUUGUAGCUGAAA